Messenger RNA from Ipomoea nil (Japanese morning glory), 2699 nucleotides. Its product is annotated as NAC domain-containing protein 102. Gene Ontology annotation, biological process: regulation of DNA-templated transcription. The transcript has 7 exons. NCBI's taxonomy places the organism in Eukaryota, Viridiplantae, Streptophyta, Magnoliopsida, Solanales, Convolvulaceae. Gene Ontology annotation, molecular function: DNA-binding transcription factor activity; transcription cis-regulatory region binding. Bases 571 to 1974 code for a protein of 467 amino acids. Gene Ontology annotation, cellular component: nucleus. The record is from RefSeq and is a predicted model, not a curated record.
AGCAACCAAAGAAAGAAAGAAAAAAAAAACACCAGAUUUUCUUGCGUUCUUUAUUUCUUCUCUCUCACAUCAGAUACAAAUAUACAGCCGCAGAGAGAGAAACAUCUAAAAUUCUCUGCUGCCCAGAUUAGCAAAGCGGAGGAGGAAGAAGAAGAAGAAGAUAAAGGUGAGUGCAGACAGCAGACAGAGAGAGAAAGAGAGAGAGAGAGAGAGAGUCUGAGACACCUUUUCCUUUAUCUCUUGAAUUCAUCAGUAGUAUAGUGGCAGGGUGCAGCUGUCCUUUGAGUUAAAGUUAAGGAGCAAAUUCUGGUGUUUUUCAGUGCCUAAAGCUUGCUUGGUUUUAUACGUCUCUCCUCACCUCCUUUCUUCUUCCUCUCCACUGUUUUCUUCAUCAUUAAUGGCCCCUUUUCCCAUCUUUUAUCUCACCCUAGAUUAGUUCAUCUCAUAUGAAUUGAAACACAUACCCUUAUGGGGAGAGAUUGCUUUCACUUGAGUUGAUGAGAAGAUAGAGUUAUUAGAUUUUGUGGAAAUUAGGGAAUAUAUAUAAAAGUGCAGAAAGUUAAGGAAGAGAUGAAUAAGAACAGCAGUCAAGUAGGAUCUAUCAGCAGUUCAGAUCUCAUAGAUGCUAAGCUCGAAGAGCAUCAGCUUUGUGGAUCCAAGCAGUGUCCUGGCUGUGGCCACAAGCUUGAAGCAAAGCCGGACUGGGUAGGUCUACCAGCUGGGGUGAAGUUUGACCCAACAGAUCAAGAAUUGAUAGAGCACCUUGAAGCUAAAGUAGUAGCUAAAGAAUCAAAAUCUCAUCCAUUGAUUGAUGAGUUCAUCCCCACCAUUGAAGGAGAAGAUGGGAUCUGCUACACUCAUCCUGAGAAACUUCCUGGUGUGACGAGGGAUGGGUUGAGUAGACAUUUUUUCCACAGGCCGUCGAAGGCGUACACGACGGGGACACGGAAGCGGCGGAAGAUACAGACGGAGUGCGAUUUGCAGGGCGGCGAAACGCGGUGGCACAAGACCGGAAAAACCCGGCCGGUGAUGGUCAACGGGAAGCAGAAAGGGUGCAAGAAGAUACUGGUUCUGUACACAAAUUUCGGGAAGAACCGGAAACCCGAGAAGACCAAUUGGGUGAUGCACCAGUACCAUUUGGGGCAGCACGAGGAGGAGAAAGAAGGGGAGCUCGUUGUCUCUAAGAUCUUUUAUCAAACACAACCCAGGCAGUGUAACUGGUCCUCCGCCGCCGCCGUGGCGGCGGAGAGGAGCAUUACUUCCGGCGGCGAUGACCCGGCUAGUAAAAGGGACAGCGGCGGGAGCGGGAGCUGCUCUUCUUCGAAGGAUAAUAUGAACAUUCAUUCCCAUGGAGAUGAACUUUCUGUGGCGGUUGGUGCCGCCAUGUCUAGUUAUAGUGCCAUGGAGAUUCAACAGCUCAAAGCUACCGCCGACCAUUUUAGCUUCCUCCCUUUCCGGAAAAACUUUGAUGAGGCGGGGAUUGCAGUGGGGGCGGAAGCUUCAAUGGGGAGGGAAGUUCCGGCGACAGGCACGUGCGAAGGGCGUGACAUCGCCGCCGAUCCCCACCGUGCGCAUCACGUGACGACACACGACCCCCACCACCACCACCAUCACCAACUGGCGGCGGCAUUCCACAACAUAAGCAGGCCGUCACACACCAUCUCCGCCAUCAUCUCUCCGCCGCCGCCGCUCCACCACCACCACGCCUCCGUCAUCCUCGACGACGACCCCUUCCACGUCCCCAGAAUCAUACUCCCCGGCGAUAACUUCCAGCAAUCCCAGCAACAACAACAACAACAUCAUAAACUGGGAGGAAGGUCUACUUCUGAAUUGGAAGAACUCAUAAUGGGGUGCACUACUACUUCCAGUGACAUCAAAGAAGGCUCAUCAAUGGCGGCUAACCAACAAGAAACAGAAUGGCUGAAGUACACACCCUUCUGGCCAGAUCCUGACAACCCGGAUCAUCAUGGGUAGAAGCAAAAAAACAAAAAAAGAAGAAGAAAAUUAAAGAAAAAAAGAAACCAUCAUCAUCAUCAUCGGAUCCCACAGAGACAUGCAAGGUCAUUUUCACCAUCAUUAUAGUACUUCUCAAACACACAUAUAUACACCCAAGCCAAGGGACCAACAACAUAGUUCCUUGUUCCUUUUUCCCUUGUUCUUGAACUCUUCCCUAGGCUUCAACUGAACUAACUGUUCAACAACCCAGGUUGGAAAAAUCAAGAAAAAGUAAAACAGAAAAAAGAAAAAGCAAAAAAAGAAAAAAAAAGAAAGCCCUAGAAAGGCUGCUCUCUUCUGACAGAAACCAAUGUGGGGGACUACUAAAGACCCAAAGAAGAAGAAGAGGAGAAGAAGAAGAAGAAGAAGAAGCGAAUCCUAUAUUGCAUCAAAAUCAUAACCAUUAUGAUUACACUAUCAUCUUUAUAUAUGCCUACUAGCUAAGCUAUAACUAUAUAUUCUUCUUAUUUAUUUCUUCUUUAUUUUUGUUUUUUUUUUUCCUUACAUAUUUGUAUAAUUUUUUUCUGUUAACACCACAGGAUUUCUGCAAAGUGCAUAGGAAACUUUGUUUUGUCGAAUCUUACGUACGUGGACAGUCUUUUUUUUUUUUAGUAGAGAUAGAAUACUUGUUGGGAUAUAUAUAGAGAAUAUAUAUAUAUAUAUUUCCUUUUUACAGAAAUGAAAUGUAAUGCUGAUUUAUAAUA